AUGAAUUUCCUUUUGCCUAGAGACGAUUCCGAGGAGCAUUUAGGUACUAAAACAUGCUUCUAUUGCAACAAAGUUUUUAGCAGCCACCGAGCUUUAGGUGGCCACCUUAGGAUUCAUCAAGAUGGUAGGAUUUUGAGGGCCCCGAAUUACCCUGGUCGUUCCCGUAGUUCUGUGAACAAUACUGGGAAUCCUCCUGCAUCCCUACCAAACAGCCAACUGAACUCCUUUGCCAGUUUUAACAGCCUGAGUGCGAUCACUUCUAAUUCUGUGAACAAUUCUGGGAACCCUCCUGCAUCCCUACCGAACAGCCAACUAAACUCCUCUUCCAGUUUUAACAGCCCAACCCAGUUCAGUAUUAGUUCCGUGAACAAUAGUGGGAACCCUCCUGCAUCCCUACCGAACAACCAACUGAACUCUACUGCUUUUAACAGCCUGACUCUGCUCCCUGCAGCACACCUGGCAUGUGACUUCUCUUGGAUGAUCUACUUGAAUGAAACGAACCAGGUAAGUAGGAGCCAGUUCAUUGGCGGCUAUUCCGGAGUUCCUCUAAUUCCGGUUAUCUUGUCUCCUGACUUCUCCUAUGGCUACAGUUAUGGUGCAACUUAUCACCAUAACAGUCUUGCUUCGCGAGCAUUUGCUCCUGUUGGCAGCAAUGUGGACUUCCCGUAUGUCUGCAGUUCUUGUGCAGCUUAUUACCAUAACAUUUUGGCUUUGAGAGCAUUUGUUCCAGUUGGCAUGAUCGCAGCCAUGCCUUCUGCUGCAUUUGCUUUGUGCGGUAGUGUUGUAGCCCCUGGUUUUCUUGUAGAUUCUUCUUUAUUUUUGGGUUCAAAUGGAGUUCGUCAGUUUAAUACCAAUGAAUUUCAGAUUAGCCAGGUUACUCUGUCACCAUCCUUCGGAAACGCCUUGCCAAACGUUCAAGCUCAAAAUGCUAGUCCUCCAAGCGCGGUUUCAGCUAAUGUUGGUCGAUCUGAGAGGAGAAGUUCGGAUAAGAGGUCCCGUGAAGCUGACAGAUCCAGGAAUGCUGAGACUUCAAAUGCAUCAAGAAGGCCCAGGAUUGCUCCCAACGAACAUGUGGAGCAGGAGAAUCGUCCUAAAAAAGAGCUUCAACUCUUCGUGGAUGUUGUUGUUCCAAGUUCUUCAUCCGAAGCUAGUUCCAGUGCCGAGGAGGAAGAUCCGGUAGAUAUGGAUUUGUCUCUCCAUCUCUAGGCUUGUGUGUUUUCUCCCUAUGAUAAAGAAGCAAUAGUAGUAUAAAAUAAAGUAGUCUCGUAUCCUCCCCACCCCACCCCCCCCAAAAAAAGAAAAGAAAAAGCCGCUUAAAUGUAAUGGUAUUAUGCAUCAUCGAACUGUAUACAUUUUUCUUGUUAAGUUGGAACUUGUUUUUACAAUUGCUUUUUCUAGAAUCAUAUAGACAUGAGGGAGGGGAUACUAUCAGAACCGGAAACCCUUUCCGGACUUAGCUCCGAACGUAGAUGCAACAAUAGAUGUUUAACUUUUAGCAUUAUCACCUAUGGUUACCGACUUAUCCUUUCAUAUCGGAAUAUGGUAACUGUUCUAUGUGCUUGGAAGAUAUUAGAUAGAAAUGUUCAAUGUGAUGUGAGCUCUGGAAAAAGAUUAACCUAUUA
Molecule: messenger RNA, 1622 nt
Organism: Gossypium arboreum
Lineage: Eukaryota; Viridiplantae; Streptophyta; Magnoliopsida; Malvales; Malvaceae
Exons: 2
Coding region: 1-1206 (401 amino acids)
Source: RefSeq, a predicted model, not a curated record